AUUUAAAAUGAUAUUAACAAUUUAACAAGUGCAAUGUUUAUAUUAAACCUCUUUGGUUAACUUUCAUUCAUCAUUUAUAGCAUAAGUAUAAGAAAUUCUUUCCGGUUUUUAUGUCUCCAUAAUUUCGUGAACCGUGUUGCCAGUAUUGCCAUUUCUUUGGAAUACAACGUUUUAAGGAUCAAAUCAUCAUACGACAAAUAUUAUUCAUAUAUUAUAUUCAUUAUUUUUACGUAACGAACUUUUUUGUAUUAUUAACAUAAAUAAAGAAAUCUAUUAAGAAUGAAAGUAUAGAAAGAAGUCAAUAUGGUUGGUAUUUUAAAUGAUUCGGAUAGCGAUGAUGAACUGCCGCCUGGAUGGGAAGAACGAGCUAGUCAUGAUGGAAAUGUUUAUUAUGUUAAUCAUUUCACAAAAGGCACCCAAUGGACGCAUCCUCAAACGGGUCGUAAAAAAAUUGUUGAAGGAGAAUUACCUAAUGGAUGGGAGAGAUGUAUUUCGAACGGUCAAAUAUUUUUUGUUGAUCACGCCAAUCGUAUGACGACAUAUACCGAUCCACGUUUAGCUUUUGCUACUGAAUAUAGAGAAUUAUCGCAACCUGUUAGACAGCGUUUCGAUGGGACUAGUACCGCUUUAUCUGUACUUUAUGGAAGAGAUUUACGAAAUAAAGUUGCCCUCGUUACUGGAGCUAAUACAGGAAUAGGCUUUGAAACUGCAAGAUCAUUAGCAUUGCAUGGAUGCACAGUAGUAUUUGGUUGCCGUAACAUGAAAAAAGCACAAUUAGCUAUAGAUAAGAUUUACCAUGAAAUGGAAAAUGCAUCGUGUGACUUUUUACAUUUGGAUCUAUGUUCUUUACAUAAUAUUCGAACUGCCGCUGCCAAAUUUAAACAGAAGUAUAGAGCUCUUGAUAUUCUUAUUUUAAAUGCUGGAGUUUUUGCAGUUCCUUAUACAUUGACAGAAGAUGGUUAUGAAAUGACAUUUCAAGUCAAUCAUUUAUCUCAGUUCUAUCUUACAUUACUUUUGGAACAUUCAUUACGAAGUUGUUGCAAUGCCAGAGUUGUUAUUUUAUCCAGUGAAUCGCACAGAUUUUCAUUAAUCCAGUCGAUCCAAGAUCUUCAUCCAUUGAUAUUAUCUCCUCCAGCAUAUAAAUAUUGGUCUAUGGGAGCCUAUAAUGAUUCAAAAUUGUGUAAUAUUUUAUUUGCCCAAGAGUUAGCAAGACGAUGGCCUACAGUGAGCAUAUUUAGCUGUCAUCCUGGUAAUAUGGUAUCCUCGGAUUUGUCACGAUAUUCUUGGAUGUAUAGAUUUUUAUUUGCUUUAGUUAGACCAUUUACAAAAUCUUUGCAACAAGCAGCAAGCACCACAGUAUUUUGUGCAACUGCUGCAGAAUUAGAGAGCACCACAGGUAUUUACUUUAAUAAUUGUUAUCGUUGUGAUAUAUCAAAUGCUGGUUUGGAUCCACAAUUAGCAUCACGUUUAUGGGACACCAGUCAAGAAAUGAUUAUUAAUGUUGUAAAAAGGGAUAAGCUGUGGUAUGAUUUAGCCUUAACGUGAUAAGUACAAUUGACAAAGCCAUUAUGACAAUUGGCAAGUGAAAGACUGAAAUUUAUUGCAAAACAUAAAUUGUUAUUAUAUGUUGUUGGAUAUCAGCAGUCAUUAUUUAUU
This is a messenger RNA of Ceratosolen solmsi marchali, 1656 nucleotides long. It is a transcript of the gene Wwox, whose product is annotated as WW domain-containing oxidoreductase. Bases 304 to 1545 code for a protein of 413 amino acids. The record is from RefSeq and is a predicted model, not a curated record. Lineage: Eukaryota; Metazoa; Arthropoda; Insecta; Hymenoptera; Agaonidae. Gene Ontology annotation, molecular function: protein binding. The transcript has 6 exons.